This is a messenger RNA of Echinococcus granulosus, 993 nucleotides long. RefSeq names its product TWiK family of potassium channels protein. The transcript is spliced from 5 exons. NCBI's taxonomy places the organism in Eukaryota, Metazoa, Platyhelminthes, Cestoda, Cyclophyllidea, Taeniidae. Gene Ontology annotation, biological process: potassium ion transmembrane transport; stabilization of membrane potential. The record is from RefSeq and is a predicted model, not a curated record. Bases 1 to 993 code for a protein of 330 amino acids. Gene Ontology annotation, cellular component: membrane. Gene Ontology annotation, molecular function: potassium ion leak channel activity.
AUGGGCCGUCUUGGCCAACUGCUAAAUUCGACAGCAGGUUUGAGCAUCUGCCUCCUCAUUCUCACUCUUGCUGGUGCCUACAUUUUCAACAAAGUUGAAGGAGCCGCGGAAAUUAGAACUCGGAUACAAGCUGCCAAGGCCCGUCAAAGGAUCUUCGUUUUGGCUCAAGAACUCGCCGACGAGGGCGAUGACGCCGAUUGGUCGAAGCUGGUUGCUCAAGUGGACAAAUACCGCAAUAAGCUACUGCAGGCCUGGAAGGCCGGAAACGACGAGUUGGGCGCCGAGAUCAAGCCUCCGUCGUGGAGUUUUUGGGGCAGCCUCUACUACUGCAUUACACUCUUCACUACAAUAGGUACUACUGGAUAUGGCAACGUGUUUCCAAGCACAACCACUGGGAGAAUUGUUACCGUAUGCUAUGGGCUGAUUGCAAUUCCUCUGUGCUCCAUGGUGAUCAACCGAAUAUCCAAGGCAAUAGCCCGCCUCCUCAAGGCCAUCUAUUUGAUGACCCUUGACACCAGUGGCAUUCCUAUCGGUCUACGCGAUGCCUACCACCGAGCAGGAACGGAUUUCGACUUUUCACUCAUCACAAGUUUCGGACUGCUCGUGAUAUAUGCAAUCUUCAGCGGCGUGGUCUACUGUUGGGGGAUCGGUGAGACCGCCUCAGCAUGGAGUCCUCUUGACGCAGUCUACUUUGCCUUCAUCAGUAUCACCUCCAUCGGACUGGGAGAUAUUGUGCCCUCCUCUGAUGUCUUCCUUAACCUCGCUUCGCUGGCCUACAUCUUUGUGGGUCUUGCCCUCAUGAACCUCUUCUUCACUCGCCUCAUUCAGCUCACCGAGGCACAGCUAGAGCGCAUUGGCGGCAGUGCUACCGAUGUCGUUGGCGCCUCGCAGGUUGGAAGUGGCAACCAAAUGCAGUCGCGGUAUGCUCUUGGAGCGAGUGGCAGAUUUGCUGCGAGUGCACUGGCCAACAGCACCACGCCGAACUAUCACUAG